UGCUAUAGUUGUACCAUGCAGAGCGGUCGGUUGAGUUAGGAUCGCUUGUGCAAGUUGAUCUGCCGCGGUGGUAUAUACGAGGAAGUGUAAAUAGACCGUUAUGGAUUCCCUACUCAUUGUUAUUCUUGCAAUCGGACUAUUCCAGAGAGAAGCGAUAUGCUAUCCCACAAGAGAUGAGACCGAUGAUAAGAUUGUAGUCCUUCAAAAUGAACAGAUGGACCCAACAAUUUUGGACUGUGAUUAUAAUGUCGAGGAGAACCCAAAGUUUAUUAUCGUAAAAUGGUACAGAAAUGAAAAGUCUAUAUAUCAGUGGAUCUUUGGAAGCCCUCCACGUGCGAUCCCGGAGUAUAAGAACGAAAUAGACAGCACCUAUGAGGGCUCUUCCGAACCGAGUAAGCAGUACAGCUCAUUGGCACUUAUAAAUCCUACGAUAGACACCACUGGAGACUACAAGUGCGUGGUUCAGACCCCCUUGAACACGACCACUAAUCACCAGCGGAUUCAGGUCAUAGAUGUGAGAAACUACACCUUGGAGCUGUCCCACAAAACGAUCCAUAAUGAAACGCAGCUGAACUGCACCGUGACGAAUGUUUAUCCCAGACCAACUAUCACGAUCGUAUCAAACGAUCAGGACGUUGUGAAGAGGGAGCCCAUGGUAUUUGAGAACGAGGAGGGAUACUUUGACGGCAGCGCAGUUGUAGCGGCCUAUGACACCGAUGAUGACCCAGACGCCUACCAGUGCUUUGUAUCCUUCGAUGGGUACGCCCAGAAUCUGACCACUCGAACCACAUCUGCAUCGGCGGGAAGCAGCCACGUCGACUUCAACCCCUGGCUGUUUUGUUUUCUAUACUACUUACUCUCCAAGCUGAAGGCCUUAAUUUAAAUAAAAACGUUGUUAUUUAUUGUUACUAAAAUUAUGUUUAUUGAAUUCUGUUUGCCAUCCAACUAUCUCUUCUAUGCCCCUUCGGCUAGUUAUCCAUUUUGUAAAUAAAUACGAAUACUUUACAAGACCAA
Drosophila eugracilis is the source of this 1014-nucleotide messenger RNA. RefSeq lists its product as uncharacterized. The record is from RefSeq and is a predicted model, not a curated record. Lineage: Eukaryota; Metazoa; Arthropoda; Insecta; Diptera; Drosophilidae. The transcript is spliced from 4 exons. Bases 101 to 883 code for a protein of 260 amino acids.